Molecule: messenger RNA, 1978 nt
Organism: Hypanus sabinus (Atlantic stingray)
Lineage: Eukaryota; Metazoa; Chordata; Chondrichthyes; Myliobatiformes; Dasyatidae
Gene: slc6a1b
Product: solute carrier family 6 member 1b
Exons: 14
Coding region: 1-1797 (598 amino acids)
Biological process (GO): sodium ion transmembrane transport; neurotransmitter transport
Cellular component (GO): axon; cell surface; plasma membrane
Molecular function (GO): gamma-aminobutyric acid:sodium:chloride symporter activity
Source: RefSeq, a predicted model, not a curated record
AUGGCCACCAACGGAGCAAAAACGCCCGACGGGCAAAUUUCCACCGAACUACACGACGCCCCCACUUCGAACGAUAAACCGAAAACGCUCGUGGUGAAGGUGCAGAAGACCAGGAAGAUUCCCGAGAGAGAGAAAUGGGGAGGAAGAUUUGACUUCCUGCUUUCCUGUGUUGGAUAUGCAAUAGGUCUGGGGAAUGUGUGGCGCUUUCCGUACCUUUGUGGGAAGAACGGCGGAGGGGCCUUUCUCAUUCCUUAUUUCAUGACACUGAUCUUUGCUGGAAUGCCCAUCUUUCUGCUGGAAUGCUCCUUGGGUCAGUACACCUCUGUCGGUGGGCUCGGCAUCUGGAGGCUGGCACCAAUGUUCAAAGGUGUGGGUCUGGCAGCCGCCGUCCUGUCUUUCUGGCUAAACAUCUAUUACGUCGUCAUUAUUGCUUGGGCCAUUUAUUACUUGUACAAUUCUUUCACAUCAGAACUUCCCUGGCAACGCUGUGGAAAUUCAUGGAAUACGGAGAGGUGCUUCUCAAACUACAGUAUGACCAAUUCAACCAACCUCAGCAGCCCAAUCGUGGAAUUCUGGGAACGGAACAUGCAUCAGUUAACGGACGGGCUGGAUAAACCGGGGCAUAUCCGAGCGCCGCUUGCAGUAACACUGGCUAUCGCCUGGGUUCUUGUCUACUUCUGUAUUUGGAAGGGCGUCAAGUGGACGGGAAAGGUAGUUUACUUUUCUGCAAUCUACCCGUACAUCAUGCUCCUUACCUUGUUUUUCCGUGGAGUGACACUGCCGGGCGCUAAAGAAGGAAUCCUGUUCUACAUCACCCCCGAUUUCAGCCGCCUUUCUGAUUCGGAGGUUUGGCUGGACGCCGCCACGCAGAUAUUUUUCUCCUACGGUCUGGGUCUCGGCUCCCUGGUGGCACUCGGCAGCUACAACACAUUCCACAACAAUAUUUACAGAGACUCGAUCAUUGUCUGCUGUAUAAACUCCACCACCAGUAUGUUCGCUGGGUUUGUCAUCUUCUCCAUCGUUGGCUUCAUGGCCCAUGUAACAAAUAAGCCUAUCGCUGAUGUGGCUGCUUCAGGUCCUGGCCUGGCAUUUUUGGCAUACCCUGAAGCAGUGACACAAUUACCAAUAUCUCCAUUAUGGUCUAUUCUAUUCUUUUCCAUGUUACUUAUGCUGGGAAUCGACAGCCAAUUCUGCACUGUGGAAGGUUUUAUUACUGCCCUGGUGGAUGAGUUUCCCAAACUGUUACGAGGAAGAAGAGAAGUCUUUAUUGCUGUAGUCUGCAUUAUUUCCUACUUGAUAGGACUGUCCAACAUAACCCAGGGUGGUCUGUAUGUCUUUAAGCUUUUUGACUACUACUCUGCUAGUGGAAUGUCUUUGCUCUUUCUUGUUUUCUUUGAGACCGUCUCAAUAUCUUGGUGCUAUGGUGUGAACAGAUUCUUUGGUAACAUUGAAGAGAUGGUUGGCCAUAAACCUUGCCUAUGGUGGAAACUUUGCUGGUCUUUCUUCACUCCAAUUGUCGUGGGGGGUGUGUUUCUCUUCAGUGCAGUUCAAAUGAAACCACUCACAAUGGGGAGUUACGUUUUCCCCAAGUGGGGCCAAGGUGUGGGCUGGUUCAUGGCUCUGUCGUCCAUGAUGCUGAUUCCUGGCUACAUGGGUUAUAUGUUUCUCACUUCAAAGGGCUCUUUGAAACAGCGCCUUCGACUUAUGACUCAACCAACUGAGGACACGAAAUGUCGGGAGAAUGGCCCUGAACAACCAGAGCAUGGCAAUACCCCAAGUGAUGAAGCAUAUAUGUAGAUUAUUUAUUAAGUGUACGAUACUAACACUGCCCAGAAUAUAAAUCUUACAAUGGUUGAUCGAGACCAAGGACUGUAGUUACAUUAUUGUGCACCUACCUCCUAUCACAAAUAUGACCAAUAGUUAAAAGUAAAGGCUAUAAACCUUUGUUGUUGGACAUCAAGUAAAACUCUUAACUCAA